Messenger RNA from Aspergillus melleus, 2079 nucleotides. RefSeq names its product 6-phosphofructo-2-kinase PFK26 (gene PFK26). NCBI's taxonomy places the organism in Eukaryota, Fungi, Ascomycota, Eurotiomycetes, Eurotiales, Aspergillaceae. Bases 1 to 2079 code for a protein of 692 amino acids. Gene Ontology annotation, biological process: fructose 2,6-bisphosphate metabolic process; fructose metabolic process. The transcript has 2 exons. Gene Ontology annotation, cellular component: cytosol. The record is from RefSeq and is a predicted model, not a curated record. Gene Ontology annotation, molecular function: 6-phosphofructo-2-kinase activity; ATP binding.
AUGACCUCCGCCUCCAACCCCGAGCGGAAUGGGGCUUCGUCUUCCAACGGGAGUGUCAGACCCGGCGCCGGGAAGGACGCGACUCUUAUGCCUCCCGCGAAGACUUUGGUCGGACGAGCGCUAGGUAACGAGCUGCAUGCCGAUGCCCACAGGGGAUCGCACGCCUCCAAAGACGGUGUCGGCUGUGCCCUAAGUGACACUCCGAUUUCUACCGCUCCUUCGUCUCCACAGUUUCACGCCGAAAGCACCCCGUCCUCGACCCCCGGCCGCGUUCGCGCAACCACCCUUGAUAUCCCGGGUCUCACCAAAUCCAAAGUCUCUCCCGACGGUCGCAUUGCCCAGCGAGAUGUCGGCGCCAAGCUGGUCAUUGUCAUGGUCGGCCUCCCCGCGCGAGGCAAGAGCUACGUGACCAAGAAGCUGGCGCGGUACCUGAAUUGGCUUCAGCACGAUACCGAGAUUUUCAACGUGGGUGAACGUCGGCGUGUGGCCGCCGGUAAAUCGCCCUCUCCGAUCGGGCGACACAGGGAUCACCGCACCAGCUCCAUUCACAAGGAUCUGGUCGAUUCGGUACGACGUCUCAGCGUCAGUGUUGGAGCGAUGAACUCGCCGUCCCAUAAGGAACGGGCGCCGUCCGUUGCGGUGGUCACUUCGCCCCCGGAGGAGCUUGAAAACCCCUUGCCUCCCCCGGCCGUUCCGUCGAAAAUCCUCAUCAACGGCAAAGAGGAGGAGACGCCCACCUACUCCAACGGGAGCUCCGUCAUUCCGGCCGAACUCGCCGAUCCGCAAGACCAGCUAGCAAUGAAGGAGGCGUCGCCGGAGCCUCUGGACCAGUCCGCGAGCUUUUUCGACCCCCAGAACCAACAAGCCGUGAAGCUGAGAGAGCAAGUAGCUCUGGACACCCUGGACGAGCUGUUGAACUAUAUCCUGGAUGAUGGCGGCAGCGUUGGAAUCCUUGAUGCCACAAACAGCACCAUGGAGCGCCGCAAAGCCAUCGUUGACCACAUUCGGCAACGUGCCGGACCCGAGCUUGGCAUCCUGUUCCUGGAAAGUAGCUGCGUUGACCAAGAGUUGCUCGAAGCCAACAUGCGCCUGAAGCUGUCGGGCCCCGACUACAAGGAGCAGAACCCCGUCAAGGCGCUGGAGGACUUCAAAAAGCGAGUCGCCCUGUACGAACGGUCGUACGUCCCCCUGGGCGAUUACGAGGAAAAGCACGGGAUGGCCUACAUCCAGAUGAUCGAUGUCGGCCGCAAGGUGGUGUCCCACCAGACUCACGGCUUCCUCUCCUCGCAGGUGGUUUACUACCUCCUCAAUUUCAAUCUUUCCCCUCGCCAGAUCUGGAUCACGAGACACGGCGAAAGCAAGGAUAACCAGGCCGGGCGCAUCGGGGGCGACUCGGAACUGAGUGAGAACGGCCACCGAUACGGCAAGGCGCUGGCCAAGUUCAUCGAUCACCAGCGCAAGCAGUGGGAAACCGUGCAGAGGCAGAAGGAGAUCAUGGGACAAUUCCCACCGCGGGCCGGGGACAGCACACCUCCGAACCCGUCGUACAUCCCCAGGGAUCGGCCUCGCAACUACUGCGUGUGGUCCUCCAUGAUGCAGCGGUCGGUGCAGACCGUCGACUAUUUCAACGAAGACGACUACGACGUCAAGCAGAUGAAGAUGCUGGACGAGCUGUACGCCGGCAUGAUGGAAGGCAUGACGUACGACGAGAUUCGGGAGAAGUUCCCCCAGGAGUACGCCGCGCGCCGCAAGGAGAAGCUUUACUAUCGGUACCCCGGGCCUGGCGGAGAAGGGUAUCUCGACGUGAUCAACCGACUCCGCGCGGUGAUCAUUGAGGUGGAGCGAAUGACCGACCACGUCUGCCUGGUGACCCAUCGGUCGGUGGCUCGCGUUCUGCUGGCCUACUUCAUGGGCCUGAAGCGCGACGAAGUAGCCGGGCUGGACGUGCCGUUGGGCAUGCUGUACAUGUUGGAACCUAAGCCGUACGGCGUUGACUUCAAGGCCUACCGAUACAACCCGGAUACCGAUUGGUUUGACCACAUUCCCGAUUUCGCGUUGUGUCAAGCGACGGCACAUUGA